AUGGUUUUGAGGUUAUGUUUAAACGUCUAUGGCGACAAGAAGAAUAGAAAUGUUUUGAAGAAACGGGCCUUGGCCGAAUACAGCCAAACAAUCCAAGAAACAGCGGUCGCUCCUUUGAAGAAGCUGCGGCUCGUCAAGAAAUCAGAAUCGCCCACAAACAACUUCCUAAACGUACUCAACCUUUUAGACUAUUGCAAGACCAGUCGGGACGUUCUCAAGCUCCUUCUUCAAGCGUCCGAGACCGACUUGAAUCCCAGCGAAGCCCCGGACGCCGUGAAGAAGCUCAGCGAGCACUUCAAAAACGAGAAAGAAUCCUCCGUACGAGUGAAGAUUUUGUCGCUGCUAAGCGAAAUCGGCAUCGAAAAUACAUCCGAAAUUAUCACGAUCGUAGAAGAAACCAUAUCGUUGAUAAAAAACGAUAGCUCGCACAAAGUAAUCGCCCAAGGCAUGAACACCAUAUUGAAGCUCGGCAAGUUACUCGCAGACCCUCCGGCCACGUUCCACGCCAAACUGGUAGAAGUAGCCAAAUUGUAUCUAAAAGACACCAAUCAUUCGGUCAAAUGCAAAUGCUUGGAGAUAAUCGGUGCCUACUCCCCGCACACCGACAACGAACACACGGAAAAACUCGUGCAACUGAUCCAAUCGUACUUCAACCACGACGACGCUAGAGUGCGCUGCCAAGCGUUCAAAACCAUCGUCGCCCUGCACGAGCGCCGCUUCAAAAUCAACCCCAACAUCUACGUGGACGUCUGCGAGGCGUCCAAGGACGACUACGAGAUCGUGCGGCACGUCGUCCUGCAGCUCAUCUGGCACUUGGGCAACCUCUACCCGGAGAACGAGAUCCUGGUGGCCGACAGCGAUCACGAGAUCCGAUUGAUCGACGACGCCUUCGGCAAGAUCUGCAACGGCGUCACGGAUCUGUCGAUGAACGUGCGAAAGCUCGCCGUGGAGCUGCUGGGCUCGAUGAAAUCGGUGAGCCCGAAGUUCCUCUGCCAGACGCUCGACAAGAAGCUCAUGUCGAACAUGAGGCGCAAGAGAACCGCCCACGAGCUGGCCUGGGAGAACGUGGUGAGCGGCGAAUGGGCCAGCGGCAAAAAAUGGGCGGACGACGCCCCGAAGGAGGUGCUCGACGCCGACAGCAUCAGCUUGAUGAGCAGCGGCGCUUGCGGGGCGUUCGUGCACGGGUUGGAAGACGAGUUUCUGGAAGUGCGAUCGGCCGCCGUGGAGUCCUUGUGCCAGUUGUCCAUCAGCAACCAGCAUUUCGCCAACUUGGCUUUGGAUUUUUUGGUGGAUAUGUUCAACGAUGAGAUCGAAGACGUCCGGUUGAAGGCCAUCGACAGUUUGAGGCGGAUAUCCGAGCAUAUUAUCCUGAGAGACGAUCAACUGGAAACGAUCUUGGGAGCGCUGGAGGAUUUCUGCCAGGAGGUGAGGGAGAGUUUGCAUCGAAUGUUGGCCUCUUGUAAAAUGUCGACGUCCGCCGGACUAAAAAUGUGCGUGGAAAAACUGCUGGAAAAUUUGAAUCGCUACCCGCAAGACAAACGAUCCACCUACAGGUGUUUGCAGAGAAUCGGCUCGCAACAUCCGGAACUGGUGCUGCCUCUCGUGCCGCAAUUUCUCAACAUACAUCCGUUCUUCGAUACUGCCGAACCGGACGUCGAUAAUCCCCAGUACGUUUGCUUGUUGAUACUAAUACUGAACGCCGCGCAGCAUUCCUUAACUAUUAUACAGCUACUCGAGCCUCACACGCUCCGACACUACCUUUACUUGCGGGACACUUUAUCCCAGUACGUGCCGGUUUUGAAUUUGUCCGAUUCGAAUUUGCAUUCCGUAUCGCGACCGAUGUCCGUACCAGAAAGUUUAAAUUUCCUAAAUAACGUUAUAAGUAAUUUAGAUUUAGCCGAGAGCAACGUGAGAGUGCACGAGUCUCUACUGGAAACCGCCAGAGAGCAUCUAAACAGAUUGAGCGAAAUGGACUCGACAGUGGCGGGCACGGCGCAAUUCACCGCCCUGUUCAUAUCCGCCCACUUGGAGAUAUUCCAAAUAUUGGAGAAGGGAUUCUGGGCGAAUCCGAGCACUCUAGCCACGCAGCAAUCGUACAACCUGAAGAUCAGCAUACAAAACCUGCUGCAGCUCUGCCUGAAGCUGCAGUACCUGUUCGUGGGCCUCGGCCCGAGCGAGCAGUGCGCCGUCAAGCAGCUGCGCCUGCAGGCGCUCGCCCUCAACCUGGUGUACGUGGUGAAGGGCAGCAACGCCUCGGCGCUGGCGCCCUGCCACCAUUUCCUCACCGUCGUCGAGGACAUGCAGAAGGAGCUCGCCCAGGCGGGCAUCGCGCCGAACCACUUCACCGGCUCGGUGUUCGCCGAGCUGGCGCAGCUCGAGGAGCCCAAGCCGGGCACCGUCGCCAGGAUUCUGAUACCGGUCCUGUGCGAGGCGAAGGUGCGGAAGAUACCGACGCCGAACGUCAACGUGCGCAUGAGCUCGGCGCUGAUACUGGAGCCGAGCAAUCGCACGGACACGUCGCUGAAGUUCACGGCCGGUCUGAUCAUGUCGGUGCCGUUCGAGGCGGAGCUGCGCCAUCUGAUCGAUCCGGGGAGGGUGCGAUUGAAGAUCAAGUAUCCGGAUCAACGGACGCAGAUCGUGCUGCCGCGUCCCGCGCACUUGAAGCCGUUGUACUACGAUGGGGCGGAGAAGGACAACGAGAUCGGGCACAAUGUCAGGCUGCUCACGUCGGUGCUGGUUUCGCAUCAGGUUUGGUCGGAGGCGUGCGACGUGGAGAUCAACGUGUCGUUGGCGAUACCCGAGGCGGAUAUCGGAAAGAGGAAAAUCCUCGGCGAAUCCACGCCGACUUUGUUGGAUUUGUGCAAACCUAUCAAGGUUAGCGUCGCGCCGAAACCUAUCAAGAAAACUUUGUAA
Messenger RNA from Phyllotreta striolata, 2913 nucleotides. The record is from the annotation of a GenBank genome assembly. Lineage: Eukaryota; Metazoa; Arthropoda; Insecta; Coleoptera; Chrysomelidae.